GUAUACCGCUCAUAGUUAUAGCUGUGCAAAGAAGACGAGCUCAAUAUUACCUCUACUUUUGCUCUCGUUUCGCUUCUUUUUUUAUUUUUAUUUUUUUUAUUUUGGCUGGCUGGCCCCCCAAACAGGAUCUGCUCCUCAUCUCAAGCUUACAUACGUCUCAAGAAUAUUGGCAAUCUUUGGUGUACUUUCGCCUUGUACAGCCAUCUCCAGUACUGGUCAGACAGACUGUCGAGAAAGACAAACUGAACGAUACACACACCUCCAACUUCUCCGAAGAAAACAGUCAAGAUUCUCCUGGAAAAAGGAGACAAAGAUUUGCAGGCAAUGGGCCAUGAGAACGCCAACGGCGCCGUGAAAGAUAUCCAGACCCUUUCAUUCUGGAUCUCGUUCGUCGUCGCCUGCAUACUCUGCAUCCUAGCCUUCGUUCAACGUAUCAGACGUCGACAUCUGGGCAGAUACGCACCGCCAGAGAGGCAAAUGGAUCCGCCGCCCUUUUCUUUUUCGCCAGAAGAAAAACGAGGUGGCGAAGGGCCAGCUGGUCUAGUGGACCAUGGAAUGCCCUACUAUCGAGCAGACCCGUCAUCCGACGGUGUAGCCGGACUCCCUUCAGCCUGUGAUAUUCUGCUGCCCCUGUCCCAUUCCACACAGCUGCCCUCGAGUGGUUAUCUGGCUGCCAUUCUAGGCCGGGAACGGGGUGCCAGAUCUACGCAAUCGUAUCAGCAGGCGCAGCCACCUUGCGUGGUUGCCCCAUCUGAGCUGGGCCGAUGUCCGGGAGAUAGUCGGCCUUCCACCGCUGGGACGGACGCUGGGCGCAGCGCCGGGCUGUUGCCCCCUGAGGGAUCUGGAUCUCUUGGAUCUUGCAUUGAGACCGCCGAUCGAUCGACUGGGUCGCAGGCGCUCGACGCGCAAGAAUUUUCCGGCAUGUCAGCCCCGGAUGGGACCCGUUCUGUCCAGAAGCGCAACCAGGUCGUCCAGCAUCUUUACGAUGCGGAUGAAGGGGGCGUUCGGACGUACAGACGGACGAAGGUCGAAUACAGUUAAAUGGGUGAUUAUGUCCGUCCCAUGUAGUCUCUCACUGGAUCUGGAUAGGAUAAUUUUUUUUUUACAUUCCACCACGGAUAUUUUCGGGUCAUUCAGGUGCAUGUUUUUUAAUUAGUUUUUUUCACUCUAAAAAAUGGUGCCUAAUGGGUGGCGGAUUGUUUAAACAAGCAGAAGCUCAAAGUUCUCUUACUUCUAUUGAU
Messenger RNA from Aspergillus alliaceus, 1241 nucleotides. RefSeq lists its product as uncharacterized. The record is from RefSeq and is a predicted model, not a curated record. The transcript has a single exon. Lineage: Eukaryota; Fungi; Ascomycota; Eurotiomycetes; Eurotiales; Aspergillaceae. Bases 325 to 1041 code for a protein of 238 amino acids.